AUGUGGUUUGCUAGACUUAAUGAAGAGUUGAAGUUGCUUGGUUAUGAACAAUCAAAGAAUGACUACUCCUUGUUCCUUAAAAAGACUCUUGAUCACAUUAUCAUUGUUGCAAUUUAUGUUGAUGACAUUAUUGUCACUGGUUCAGAUGAGGCUGGUAUUACACAUUUCAAGGAGCAUCUUCAUUCCACUUUCAGCAUUAAGGAUCUUGGCUUACUUAAUUAUUUCUUGGGCAUUGAAAUUAGUCAUCUCCCUACUGGUAUCUUGAUGACUCGGAAGAAGUUCACCAGGGAACUCCUCCAAGAUUGCCCCCUCACCCUUACAAAGCUUGCUAAAACUCCUCUCCCUACUACUUUCAAACUUCAUGUGGAUGUUGGUGACCCUUAUCCUGACCCUGAACUUUACAGAUGUCUUGUUGGCAAAUUGAAUUUUUUGUCUCAUACCAGACCUGACUUGUCUUUUGCAGUACAAGCUUUAAGUCAGUUUAUGCAUCACCCUCUUCUUCCUCACAUUCAAGCCUUAACCCAUGUUUUAAGUUAUAUUUCUCACACCCAAGGUCAAGGUAUACUUCUCAAGGCCACUGACCAGCUCACAUUGCAAGCCUAUUCUGAUUCUGACUGGGCUUCUUGCCCUAAUACUAGAAGGUCAAUCACAGGCUAUGUACUUCUGCUUGGCAAUUCUCCAGUCUCCUGGAAAUCAAAGAAGCAAUCAACCAAUUCUAAAAGCUCAAGUGAAGCUGAAUACAGGGCUAUGGCAGCCACAGCUUUAGAGACCACUUGGCUUGUCAGAUUGCUUCAAGAGUUAGGUGUCUCUCACCUUCAACGAGUGGCUCUUAACUGUGAUAACAUGAGUGCUAUUCAUAUAGGGAAGAACCCUGUCUUCCAUGAAGAACAAAGCACAUAG
This is a messenger RNA of Beta vulgaris subsp. vulgaris (sugar beet), 900 nucleotides long. RefSeq lists its product as uncharacterized. Bases 1 to 900 code for a protein of 299 amino acids. NCBI's taxonomy places the organism in Eukaryota, Viridiplantae, Streptophyta, Magnoliopsida, Caryophyllales, Amaranthaceae. The record is from RefSeq and is a predicted model, not a curated record. The transcript has a single exon.